AUGACAUCCCGCGGUGCUAAAACAUAUAAAAUAAUCGCCAUCUCGUACGAAAUUAAUGUUGUGAUAGGCCCCACCUGGGCCGCUCGUCUAGAUUGGGAAAAGGACACCACAGCACGACUCUCGAGAGCUCCCACACACGUCCCGCCACCACUCCCAACGCCGAAGCCCUUCAAACCACUCGGCGUUGACACCUCUCCCCUUUCUUCUCCCCCUCCGCAGCGCCUGCACUCGGCUGCAGACCUGUCUCGUCUUUUUUCCUUUCCAAUCCUCCUUAUCUUGCUCUCUGUCCCCCGCUCGGUUGUUUUCGACGGAUCAUUGCGAAUCCGCUCGCCACCGCCUUCUCUUCCUCCAUCCCUUCUUCGACAGACCCACGAAAGAGGAACACACCCCCGCAAGAACCUCCCGAUCCAUCAUGACCAGCCGCACGAUCAGCAGCCUGAUGGCGCUCCGGUCGACGCUGGCGCCGCCGUGGCGCCCAAGAAGAAGAAGCGUGGAUAUGCCGCUGGCGCCUUCGCCGUUGCUACCGGCCCCAAUGCCGGCGCCGGCGGCCCGAUGCAGCCCGGCGCGCCGUCUACCCCUCAGUACGGAGGCUAUCCCCAGCCCGACAUGCUGCAGGCCCAACAGGCCGCUGCCGGAUACCAGUACGGCCAGCCCGCCGCCCCUCAGCCCGCCUAUGGCGGCUAUCCUGCUCCCGACCAGGCUGCUCAGAUCGGUGUCCAAGACGUCGCCGGCAUUACACAGGGCGUCGCAGGUAUGAACAUGGGCGCCCAGCAGCCUGGAAACAUGCCAAUGGCUCAGCCUCGCCCGGCGACCCUCAACCAGCUCUACCCCUCGGACCUGUUGAGCCAGCCUUUUAAUGUCGCCGAGGUCGACCUGCCCCCCCCGCCGAUCAAUCUUCCCCCCAAUUCAAGCGUAACUCGCUCCGAGACUGCAAAUUGCCCUCCACAAUACAUCCGUUCGACUCUCAAUGCGGUCCCCACGACCAACUCCCUGCUGAAGAAGUCGAAGCUGCCGCUCUCCCUCGUCAUUCAGCCGUACGGCUCACUCCACGACGACGAAGACAAUGUCCCUGUUGUUCAGGACCAGGUCAUUUCUCGCUGCCGGCGCUGCAGAACGUAUAUCAACCCAUACGUCACAUUCAUGGACCACGGCCACCGAUGGCGUUGCAAUAUGUGCAACCUGACCAACGACGUUCCUCAAGCUUUCGACUGGGACUCGGCUGCUCAAAAGACGGUUGACAGAUGGCAGCGACCUGAGCUGAACCAUGCUGUUGUCGAAUUCGUCGCUCCUCAAGAAUACAUGGUCCGACCUCCUCAGCCUCUGGUCUACUUGUUCAUCUUCGAUGUCAGCUAUGCCGCCAUCUCGAGCGGCCUACUCGCCACCAGCGCCCGCACGAUCCUCGACAGUCUCAACCACAUCCCAAACGCCGACAGACGCACGCGCAUUGGUUUCAUGGCCGUCGACUCGAGCCUGCACUACUUUUCCAUUCCCAAGGACGAAGACGAAAAUGCCGAGACCAACAUGCUGGUUGUCAGCGAUCUGGAUGAGCCUUUUCUUCCUGUUCCUCACGAUUUGCUUGUGCCAUUGUCCGAGUCCCGCCAGAGCGUCGAGAAAUUCCUCUCGAAGCUGGCUGAGAUGUUCCAGAACAACCAAAGCAACGGCUCCUGCAUGGGGCCCGCUCUACGAGCCGGUCAUAAGCUCAUCUCUUCACUCGGUGGCAAGCUUGUUGUCCUGACUGCCUCGUUGCCCAACGUGGGCGCCGGCAAGCUCGAGAUGCGUGAAGAUAAGAAGGUCCUCGGCACAUCCAAGGAGGGCGCGCUGCUACAAACCGGCAACAGCUUUUAUAAGAGCUUCGCUGUAGAGUGCUCCAAGAAUCAGGUUUCGGUUGACAUGUUCCUGUUUUCUUCCCAGUACCAAGACGUUGCCUCGCUUAGCAACUUGCCCAGAUACACUGGUGGCCAGACCUGGUUCUACCCUGGCUGGCAUGCUUCCCGACCCGAGGAUGCGCUGAAGUUUGCUUCCGAAUUCAGCGACUACCUCUCCUCCGAGAUCGGCCUCGAGGCGGUUCUUCGCGUGCGUGCCACCACUGGUCUUCGUAUGAACACAUUCUACGGCAAUUUCUUCAACCGAAGCUCCGACCUCUGCUCAUUCCCUGCCUUCCCUCGCGAUCAGUGCUACGUUGUCGAGGUUGCCAUUGACGAGAAUCUGACCAAGAACGUGGUCUGCUUCCAGGCGGCCAUUCUUCACACAACCUGCAACGGUGAGCGUCGCAUCCGCGUCAUGACCGUUGCGCUGCCCACGACUGCGAACCUGCCAGAUGUCUACGCUUCGGCGGACCAGUGCGCCGUCACAACCUAUUUCACCCACAAGGCGGUCGAGAGAGCUCUCAGCAGCGGCCUGGACGCUGCCCGCGACGCCCUGCAAGCCAAGGUAACAGAGCUUCUUCAGACUUUCAGAAAAGAGCUUGCCGGUGGCAGCAUGGGUGGCGGUCUUCAGUUCCCCGCCAACCUGCGUGGUCUUCCCAUCCUUUUCCUCGGUUUGAUAAAGAAUGUCGGUCUUCGCAAAUCGGCACAGAUUCCCACAGAUAUCCGAUCUGCGGCGCUGUGCCUGCUCUCCACCCUUCCUGUGCCUCUUCUGAUGCGAUACAUUUACCCCCGCAUGUAUUCACUGCACGAUAUGCCUGACAGUGCUGGUGUUACUGAUGGCGAAAUUGGACAGAUUGCGCUGCCACCUCCACAGAACCUCAGUUCCGAGAGACUGGCCCCCCACGGCCUGUACCUGAUUGACGAUGGGCAGACGCAAUUCCUCUGGGUCGGCCGUGAUGCCGUUCCCCAGCUUGUUGCCGAUGUGUUUGGCGUCGAGGACCGUACGAAUAUUCAUGUGGGGAAGGGGCGCGUACCCGAGCUUGAGGGAGACUUCAACGAGAGAGUUCGUGCCGUUGUCCAAAAGAGCAGAGAUCACCGCUCUCUCGGGGUUGGAAGCAUCACGGUGCCCCACCUGUACAUUGUGCGUGAAGACGGUGAGCCCAGCCUAAAGCUGUGGGCUCAAACGCUGUUGGUAGAGGACCGCGCAGACCAGAGCGUCAGCGCUGCCCAAUGGCUGGGUAUUUUGCGAGAGAAGCAAGAGGCGCAUGAUAACUUUUGGCUGAAGAUGGACGAGGCGGGGGAAAAGUGA
Cordyceps militaris CM01 is the source of this 3174-nucleotide messenger RNA. Its product is annotated as Sec23/Sec24 trunk region. Gene Ontology annotation, biological process: COPII-coated vesicle cargo loading; intracellular protein transport; endoplasmic reticulum to Golgi vesicle-mediated transport. NCBI's taxonomy places the organism in Eukaryota, Fungi, Ascomycota, Sordariomycetes, Hypocreales, Cordycipitaceae. Bases 1 to 3174 code for a protein of 1057 amino acids. Gene Ontology annotation, cellular component: endoplasmic reticulum exit site; COPII vesicle coat. The transcript is spliced from 6 exons. The record is from RefSeq and is a predicted model, not a curated record. Gene Ontology annotation, molecular function: zinc ion binding; SNARE binding.